Caenorhabditis bovis is the source of this 1179-nucleotide messenger RNA. The record is from the annotation of a GenBank genome assembly. Lineage: Eukaryota; Metazoa; Nematoda; Chromadorea; Rhabditida; Rhabditidae.
AUGGACGAAAAAUGGACAAGAGUUGGACGAACGAAUGAUGCGCUGACAUUCCAAUAUCGACGACGUCGUCGUUGUCGAUCGACGACAGCCGCUGCCGACGCAUCGACGACGACGUGCAAUAGCUCGCUGAGCACGGCGAGCAGCAGUUUGGGGAGCACGACGACGGAGACGAGGCGCAAGAAUGCGACAGAGACGCAUUGGCACAAAUGGAACUCGAUUCGACGGAGGCGAUCGUCGCGAUGCAAUCGGAUUCGGCAAUUGGAGCGCGAGAUGAACGCCGAGACGAUGGAGGUGAUGGCGAAGAUCCGCGAAAUGAACAAAAUGAUCCGAUCCAAGUAUGAUUUGCAUUCGAGGAUUGGCACACGUCGAGCCAUCUACUCAUCGACGACGUUCAUCGGAAGUCCGACGGCAUCGGAGAGUCGAAAGAGUCGGAGGAAGAGCUCGAGAUCGACAGAUAGCUCGUCGUCGGAUCGUUCGAAGAUCACGUUCACAACGGCGAGAAGCUUCAAUCUGGUGAAGCCGAAGCGCAGAAAUACGUUGGAUGAGCAGUGCGAUCACACGGGAUUGCCGCUUUCGCAUCCGCUGGCGACGACGCCAUUUCCCGGAAAAUCAUCGGCGGCACAACGGCAGCGAGCACGAGAGCUGCUCAUCUCGAUGGGACGCCAACAGAUGAACUCGGCGGCCGAUGGCGGCAGCGAGAGCCAAUCGACGACGACGACGACCGAAGAGACGAGCGGCGAGAAGGAGCAAAUCGCGGACGCGAGACAGCUCGUCGAGCCGGCCGUGUUUCCGAACAAAUGUUCGCCAGAGAUUCGCCAGAAGGCGAGGGAUUGCCUCCGCGAGCUCGCCACUCACAAAGACGCCGAAAAAAUGUUGCGAUUGUGUUGCUCGUGUUGCUCAAAAUCGCGUGUUUUCAGAACGAACUGCAAUUAUUGCGGAGCUUGCAAGAAUUGCAGCAAAGGGUGCAACGCGAUGCAAUCGAAGGGCGUGGUGGUGACCGACGAGGAUCGGCGAACGUUCGCUCGCACAAUGAGCAAACUGCGCAAGCGCAUUCAGAAUCCGGAGAGCGGACGACAGAGGGCUGUCAAGUCGCCGUUCGACAUCACACAAUCGGCGUCGGAGAAUGAGGCGGCGUCGACGGCGACGAACGACGCAACUGUCGAUUCGGUCAAAUCAUGA